AUGAUCCGUUCAGGGUCCGGCUGCCAAUGGUUUACCCGGCGGCGUCUGCAGCUCUCGCUCGCCUUCGCCGUGGUGCUAGCCUGCAUCUACACCAUCGUCCCUGGCUCAAGCCGACAGGGAACGACCAUUGAUGCCAACAACGACACUCCGCACCACCACAAGAUCCCCUUCACGUCGCCCUCGUACGCUCGCUCGCUGUCCGCACGGGAACUCAUCUCGCGGCGGCGCUCGUCGGACCUCGUCUCCAUCCCCAAGCUGAUCCACCAGACCUGGUUCCCAGCCGGGAGCAACAUGAGCGAGAACGCGCAGUUCUGGGUGCAGACCAUGCGGGCGCAGAACCCGGACUGGGAGUACGUGCUCUGGGACGACGAGACGAACCAGCUUCUCGUGGAGACGCACUUCCCCUGGUUCCUGCAGGACUAUCUGCGGCUGCCCAAGGAGAUCCUCCGGGCGGAUGUGGUCAGGAACCUGUACAUGUUCCUCUUUGGCGGAAUGUACGCGGACGUCGACACCGAAGCCCUGCGACCCGUGGACGGGCUCUUCAGCGGCCACGACACACCGCUCCGGGCGCCCAGCAGCCUCCUAGGCUCCUGGACAGGCAGGACCAAGACGCAGUCCGCCUCUUCUACGAUCACGCAGCGGGCGUUCCUGGGCCACAUGGCGCACGCCGCCGGGCUGGACGGGCCUGCGGCCGUGCCCAACGGGUGGAUGGCGUCGCCGCCGGGCCAUCCGUUCUGGCUGCUGCCUGUGAUCCAUGUGAUCGAGAACCCCGAGGGCAACGGCGACGGGUCCGUGGAAAGUCUGACGGGCCCCACGGCAGCGUGGGUGUUCUGGUCCAACUUGACCAUUUUGUUUAAUAAGUGGUUGAUUGAGUCGACCGAGUUCCGCUAUCCAAUAAUCCUGACAACAUGGCACCUCGUCUUCGCCACGCUCGCAACGCAGCUCCUCGCGCGCACGACGCCCCUGCUGAACAGCCGCCACAGCCAGCACAUGAACGCAAGCACCUACGCCCGACAGAUCGUGCCGAUCGGCCUCCUCUACAGCGGCAGCCUGGUCACCAGCAACAUGACCUACCUGUACCUGCCGGUCAGCUUCAUCCAGAUGCUGAAAGCCGGCGGGCCGAUCGUCACGCUGCUGACGAGCUGGGCGUGGGGCGUGGCGCGGCCCUCGCUGGAGUCGUUCGUCAACAUCCUGGUCAUCGCCGUCAGCGUCGGGCUGGCCGUCGCCGGCGAAGUGCAGUUCGUGUGGACGGGCGUGCUCUUCCAGCUGGCUAGUCUGGUGUUCGACGCGAAUCGUCUCGUCAUGAUUCAGGUGCUGUUGUCGGAGGACCGCCAUCAGCAGGGCCCGAGUCCGCACCCGCAGAAAAUGGACCCGCUCGUCACGCUGUACUACUCCGCGCCGGUGUGUGCAGCUACUAAUUUUCUGAUCGCGGCGUGCAGUGAGUUGCCUGCGUUUGAGUGGGAGGUUGUGUGGCGAACGGGCGUGGGGACCCUCGUUGCGAAUGCGGCGGUCGGGUUUAUGUUGAAUGUUUCGAUUUUCGUGCUGAUCGGGAAGACCUCCGGUCUGACUAUGACGCUAGUCAGCGUCCCCAAAAAUAUCCUGCUGAUCGUCUGCUCAAUUGUCAUCUGGGGCUCGCCCGUCACCUCGUUGCAGGUGCUCGGUUAUGGCAUCGCCUUGCUCGGCUUGCUGUAUUACUCGCUCGGCUGGAGGACCAUCCAGCCUCUCUUGCAGGCGGCUGUGGCGCGUGUGCGCGGCCACCGGACCGAGGAGGUCAAGUAUGAGCCUGUUUGAGUUUAGAGGGCCAUUAAAUGCUGUGAUGUAUGAUAUAUGGUAUUGAAUUUGUGUUGAUAUGAGCUUGAUUCCUGAGUAGAGGGUGGCGUUACUUGGUCAACAACUUCCUGGCUCAGCACUUGCAAUGGAGGAGACGUAGAUGUAGGGCUUCUUCCCACCCAGCAACUCGGCCAGUGAAGCAGCAGGUGGUCGGCAGUCUAUACACGGCAGAG
Messenger RNA from Aspergillus homomorphus CBS 101889, 2003 nucleotides. RefSeq names its product TPT-domain-containing protein. Gene Ontology annotation, molecular function: mannosyltransferase activity. Bases 1 to 1791 code for a protein of 596 amino acids. The transcript is spliced from 6 exons. Gene Ontology annotation, biological process: mannosyl-inositol phosphorylceramide biosynthetic process. The record is from RefSeq and is a predicted model, not a curated record. NCBI's taxonomy places the organism in Eukaryota, Fungi, Ascomycota, Eurotiomycetes, Eurotiales, Aspergillaceae.